Messenger RNA from Fonsecaea erecta, 1422 nucleotides. RefSeq lists its product as hypothetical. Gene Ontology annotation, molecular function: RNA polymerase II cis-regulatory region sequence-specific DNA binding; zinc ion binding; DNA-binding transcription factor activity, RNA polymerase II-specific. The record is from RefSeq and is a predicted model, not a curated record. Lineage: Eukaryota; Fungi; Ascomycota; Eurotiomycetes; Chaetothyriales; Herpotrichiellaceae. The coding region runs from base 1 to 1422 and encodes 473 amino acids. The transcript has 2 exons. Gene Ontology annotation, biological process: positive regulation of transcription by RNA polymerase II; negative regulation of transcription by RNA polymerase II.
AUGGACCCUUUGCGUCGCACCUCCUUCGGGUCUGAGCGGCAAAGUCUGAUGCGUGAGCCCUCUGCUGAAGACCUUGAUGCGGCUCAUCAGCUUGUGUCGUCGGCACUUGGUGAACGCCACGGCUCCCUCCCGACCCAUGAAAAUAAUGCGGGGGAUGUCGCCUACGGCCACCAUUCCCUCGGUCAAGCCAGUCGCGGACCAGAAGCCUCUGAACCACCGCUAUCGAUGUCGACGGAACCUGCUGAGCAGCGAGGAGAUGCUCCGGCUCUGGGCCAAAUCUGCAGCAAUUGCGGGACGACCAAGACCCCGUUAUGGCGACGGUCUCCCACCGGACAUACCAUAUGUAAUGCCUGUGGGCUUUACCUCAAAACGCGAAACGCUCCGCGGCCGACCAACUUGAAGCGUCCCAACUCAGCCGCCCCUCCCGAAAGUCCACGCCAGAGAACCACGGCAUCUCCGACAGCAUCGGUGGCGUCAGCAUCGGCGCAAACCCUGCCGUCGAGUAUCCCGUACCGAGUCCCAGAGCACACCACCGGUUCGUGUCCAGGUGGAGGAGAGUGCAACGGAGCAGGCGGGGCCGAAGGUUGUGGGGGCUGCCCUGCGUACAACAACAGAGUCGCUCGAACCGCCAGCACUUCGGCCAUGGCCAACUUACCGGUCGAAGACGGGAACGACUCGCAGAGUGAGGCUGGUUUGAGAACGAGCCCAGGCGCACCAAGUCCUACCGCUCAGCAACAAGCCUCUCCCGGAGAUGCGUCCUUGCUCGUUGCGUGCAAGAACUGUGGAACAACAGUAACUCCACUGUGGCGUCGUGAUGAGCAAGGCCGUCCCAUCUGCAAUGCGUGCGGUCUGUAUCACAAACUUCAUGGGUCGCAUCGGCCAGUACAAAUGAAGAAGUCCACGAUCAAGAGACGGAAAAGGGUUGUUCCAGCAUACUCGGACGGUGUUAGACCAGCGACCAGUUCGUCUCAACAACAACCACAACAACAACAGUCGGCUUCGCCUGAGCCUGUUGUGCCUGCGAGUGCCAGAGAGCCGAUGCUUGUCGACAACCCACCGUGGCCCAAGAGGAAACGACCCCCUCCAACCGUGGACUACACGGGAUACGAGCCACAAUCACCCGUGGAUGAAGCCCGGCGUACCGCGCAGGACAGCAACGAAGACUAUGCCACUCGACUUCAACGUGCGGCGGCAGCGGCAGGAGAUAUGCAACUUGACCCCGCAUUAGUGGAGGCUGGUCGUCGUCGUCAGGAACAGGAUGCUACAGCGGUGCAGCAACCUGAAGAGAAUUCCAACGGUGCGAACGAGCAGCAAGGUGGCGCCGCUUGGAGGGCGGAAAGAAGAGCGCAGCUGAUGCGUGAGGCAGAAGUCAUGCGGGCGGCGCUGCGUGCCAAAGAACGUGAGAUUGAUGAUCUCACUUGA